Sapajus apella (tufted capuchin) is the source of this 1977-nucleotide messenger RNA. RefSeq names its product claudin 6 (gene CLDN6). The coding region runs from base 685 to 1347 and encodes 220 amino acids. NCBI's taxonomy places the organism in Eukaryota, Metazoa, Chordata, Mammalia, Primates, Cebidae. Gene Ontology annotation, cellular component: bicellular tight junction; plasma membrane. Gene Ontology annotation, molecular function: structural molecule activity. The record is from RefSeq and is a predicted model, not a curated record. Gene Ontology annotation, biological process: bicellular tight junction assembly; cell adhesion. The transcript has 3 exons.
AAAUUUAGCCGUGCCUGGUGUUGGGUGCCUGUAAUCCUAGCUACUCGGGAGGCUGAGGCAGGAGAAUUGCUGGAAUCCCGGAGACUGAGGUUGUGGGGAGCGGAGACUGUGCCAUUGCAGUCCAGACUGGGUAACGGAGCAGGACUCUGUCUCAAAUCAAACAAAAGGCAUAAAAAUAAUGUGCUCUAGCCAGGCGCGGUGGCUGAAGCCGGUAAUCCCAGCGCAGUGCGAGGCCAAGGAGGUCGGAUCGAUUAUGCCCCUGAGUUCGAGACCAACCUGGGCAAUGAAGUAGUUACAUAAUAAAAUGCAGACUUGUUCUCUCCACUUUGCGAGGUAGGAAACGAAGGAUCGGGAAGGUUAGGUGAGUUCUCCAUGUCACCGCGCUGUGUAAGCGGUGCAGUGGAGACUCAAGUUCUGUUCUCUCCUAAGCCCGGCGCCCGUCACCCUCGGUGAGUCUGGACGUCCGCCCGCCUGGCGCAGCGACCCCAGCCUCCAGCGCCCUCCUCUGACGAGGCUGGGAUUCGCACGCCCGCUCGCGUCUGGGACAGGGUCUCUGCCCCUCCUCCGGGGCGGUGGUCCAGUGACGUCACCGCGUCUUUAAGACCCCCGCCUCCGCCGCUUUCCGGACACUCGGCUUAGGAAUUUCUCUUAUCCAUUUCGCAGUGCAGCUCCUUCACCCUCACCAUGGCCUCUGCCGGAAUGCAGAUCCUGGGAGUCAUCCUGACAAUGCUGGGCUGGGUGAAUGGCCUGGUGUCCUGCGCCCUGCCUAUGUGGAAGGUGACCGCCUUCAUCGGCAACAGCAUCGUGGUGGCCCAGGUGGUGUGGGAGGGGCUGUGGAUGUCCUGCGUGGUGCAGAGCACAGGCCAGAUGCAGUGCAAAGUGUAUGACUCGCUGCUGGCGCUGCCGCAGGACCUGCAGGCCGCUCGAGCCCUCUGUGUCAUUGCCCUCCUUGUGGUCCUGUUCGGCUUGCUGGUCUACCUUGCUGGGGCCAAGUGUACCACCUGUGUGGAGGACAAGGAUUCCAAGGCCCGCCUGGUGCUCGUCUCUGGGAUUGUCUUUGUCAUCUCAGGGAUCCUGACGCUAAUCCCCGUGUGCUGGACAGCGCAUGCCAUCAUCCGGGACUUCUACAACCCCCUGGUAGCUGAGGCCCAAAAGCGGGAGCUGGGGGCCUCCCUCUACCUGGGCUGGGCAGCCUCGGCCCUUUUGUUGCUGGGUGGGGGGUUGCUGUGCUGCACUUGCCCCUCGGGGAGGGCCCGGGGCCCCAGCCAUUACAUGGCCCACUACUCGCCAUCGGCCCCUGCCGUCUCUCGGGGGCCCUCUGAGUACCCUACCAAGAAUUACGUCUGACGUGGAAGGGAAUGGGGGCUCCGCCAGUGCUAGAGCCAUCCAGAGGUGGUAGCGCCCAAUAACUUUGGGAUCUUUUGUUUCUGCUUCCUACUGCUGUCCUUUUGACUGAGGGUAUUUAAAAUCCAUUGAAGACAACCAAGAAGGUGACUCAGACUCCCACCUGGGCUCUGCUGUUUCUCACCUUGGGAUGAUUGAACCAAAGAGGGGAUGCUUUGAGAUUCUGGAUCUUUCUCCACCCUAGAGAUGCCCAUCUUAGAAGCCAGUUGAGCUGUGGAACUAAUGUGGAGGCUGCUUGCUAUGCUGGCCUUUGGGACAAGACAGACUGUCCUCAAGAGUUCCUGCUGCUGGGAGCUGGGCUUCCCUAGACUUAUCAGGACAGCCACCCCUCCAUCCUACUCAGGCCUCUGGAGCCCCACUCUUCACCCCUGGGAAAGCAAGUGAUCCGUUAACAAAGGACUACCCUCCUCCAGAACUUUGGACCUUCUCUGUCCUGAUAGGACGUCCACACCUCCAAAGAUCCCAGAUGUGUAGACCCCCCACUCCCACCUCCAAUACUGUACCCUUCUGCCCUGCCCAUCCUGCCCUGCUUACACUCAUGUUUUUACCAAAUAAAGCAUGUUUUGUUGGUGU